UAAGAUCGCAGCGCCGCGGUGGACAAAUUGUAAAGCUCUGCAAGAUAUGUAAACUUUGCUAAUCUUUGCUGUUUUGUAUAUAUAAAGUGUGUAUGUUUUGAAUUUUUUGAAGUAAUUAUAUACGAGUGGAUCACGAAAUAGCUUAUUUGAAGUAAAUUGAUACAAGCGCAACUUCUGCCGUUCCGCGUAAGUAAUGCAUAAGUUCAAUAAUCUAACCUGACGUAAAAUAUUAACUUUCUAGGUUAUGGAGAACAGAUUCUCGAUAUGUGACUAUCUACUGUAUAUAAAAGGGACAGAUAAUUCUAGAGUGGUGUAUGAAGGGGAACAUGUUCUUAAUGCAGGACACAUCAUACUGUGUGGAGUAACAAACAAGGAGGAAAAUCGUCUAACGUUGUAUGCACUUUGUUUACAAACGAGUGCCUUACAAAGUGCACCACAUAAAAUCGAAGGGACUUUAGUGCAUGAUGACGAAAAGUGGGUUGUAGAAAAGUUUGCAUGUUCUUGUAAAGCUGGGCAAAGUGGUCGAUGCAAGCAUAUUUCAGCAGUUUUGCUACAAUGUUCAAGGACUUCCCUCGAUAAACUUGAAGCAGUUUCGCAAACUGAUAUUAAAUGCACAUGGUCUGCUCAGAAAGGCAAAACACAAGAUAAAUAUAGAGCAAUUCCUGUUAAAGAAAUGCCGUGCAUAAAGCAAAGUGAUGGUAUGAAAUUGGACGAGGCAAUUUUAAUGGGCAUACACGAUAAUUUGGUGUCUAAAUUGCCAAAUUCAGCAUUGGCAUUACACAAGUGAGCAAUUUAAUGUUACAAUGUAUAUUAUGUUAAUGAACUUUGUAGGGCAGGACGACGUUGCACAAACCUUUCCACCUUUGAGAAUGAAGAAGUGUUUACUCCAUAUGAUGAGCAUGAUGUAGUCAUUUUAAAUCACGCAACGCAAUCAAUUUUAAUGAUGGAAUUGUAUCAUUUUCAUGUAAAUUUCAUAGGUUCUUGUUGUAAAGAAUUGUUCGAUAAACACUUAUUGAAAGAUAUUGACGAAAUAUUGCUUAAAACUAAACAGUCAAAAGAAUUUUGGAAUAUUGAAAGAAAAUUUAGGGUUACAGGUUCACGAAUUUAUGAACUAUAUACGUAUAAAUCAGAUGAUUGGCAAAAAAAAGCAAAUCGUUAUUUUAAUCCAAUAAGUUUCAUGAAUAAAUUUACUAAGCAUGGC
Molecule: messenger RNA, 1201 nt
Organism: Photinus pyralis (common eastern firefly)
Lineage: Eukaryota; Metazoa; Arthropoda; Insecta; Coleoptera; Lampyridae
Exons: 2
Coding region: 245-787 (180 amino acids)
Molecular function (GO): zinc ion binding
Source: RefSeq, a predicted model, not a curated record